Messenger RNA from Suillus subaureus, 1813 nucleotides. RefSeq lists its product as uncharacterized. The transcript has 7 exons. Lineage: Eukaryota; Fungi; Basidiomycota; Agaricomycetes; Boletales; Suillaceae. The record is from RefSeq and is a predicted model, not a curated record. Bases 441 to 1391 code for a protein of 316 amino acids.
UAUUGUUACCCGACUGCUCCCUCCCAUCUGUCAACUCACUUUGACGCCAAGGAGUCAGGCCCAUCUUCGAAGUUCGGCAGUAGUUUUCAAAAUUUCCCAGUUUGUAAAGACGGUGGUAUGCCCUGGCUCACCUAUUCCUAUCAUGGCCAUUCUAACUUGGUCCACGGGGCUUCAUUCCGAGAAGUGACAGAGGGCGCGCCUACUAUCCAAGACCUAUGGCCCGCGUUUAGCCGUGCAGCGUCUCUCAGCCUUCACCGGUCACCUUGCAGCUUGCGUUCUCUAUUCGUCGUCACUGUUUUCUCUUCUGGUUCCAUUCGCUGCCGCCAAAGAUCAGCUUACAGGUCAUUGCUUCACUGCCAUCUCGAUUGCGUUUCUGGCUCUGUAAUAUCACAACUUCUUCAUAAGUUAUCUCAACCUCACUAACAGAAAAUCGAGCCAGAAUGUCGUGUCCACUGGCAGCUUGGUCCGUGAAUACCGGGCAGCAAUCGCCAUGUGAAAUAGUGUCGUCAGUGUACGGUUCGUGCUCGAACAAUACAAGUGGUACCAUCUCUCCUACCUCUUCCGAAGACUCCUUCGUUCCCGUUGCCUCAAAUGCGACCCUAUGUACUUGUUCCUGGGCAAGUUACAACUUGUUAAGUGCUUGUACGUUUUGUGCCACGGAAUCCCCCUCUUUGGUGAGCUGGGAUACAUGGAUAAAGAAUUGCGAUGGAUUGACGUCAACAACAACAUACUUUCCUUGGGAUUCGGGAAUAAGGCUCCCUUCUAACGCCGCGAUAAUACCUUAUUAUGCGAGCUCCAAUCUAGCUACCCCAGUGCGACAUUUGACGAGUCCGUUGCCUCCGCUAUCAGCGCUGCGUACCCAACUUGAAUGGAUCACCCCUUCCCAGCACUUCGUCCUCCUCGGAUUCAUCCAGUUCUUCAACUCCUGUUGGUCCGAUUGUUGGAGGUGUUGUCGGGGGAACAGUUCUGCUGCUUCUGUUGUGUGGCUUCUUCUUCUUCAUUAUUUACCGGAAGCGCAGAAGAGCAGCGCAGUUCCCGUCCAAAAUGAUACCGCCCAUAUUGAACGGCCCACCCUUCGCUGUGGCGACCAGAGGCUCGACAACUCGUGCUCCCCUCGCACCAUCGGGAUACCCUCAGACAUCAGCUGCGAUGUCUACCUCUCCUUACGCUAUUCAGUCCAAUCAUGUUCGCAACGUUCAUUCAGUAACGAGUCUCCAAUCGCUCAACAUCGCUUCACCCACUUCCGCUGGGCAUGCUAUGGCUUUGUCGCCCCAUAUCGCCCCUAUAUUAUCACCCGUCAGCGAUGCAGCCGACGUAAUCACUCCAUUCCUUACCACCCAACCAAGCCGACCAGGCACGCCAGACAGAAAGAGCGCCCAAAGCCACGGUGAGCCUGCGCAUGAGCGCGCCGCGUCACCCCAAUCUCAAAGAUCACGCAUGAACCCGCCCCCUUAUACCCCAUCAUCUCCCACGUCCUCAGACCAUGCCCGCACUGGGUCCAACUCUUCCAGGAGGCUUUCUGUCAUGAGGCACUUCACGCGAGAAGGCGGCUCAGGGGAUAUGACUAUCAACUCAGUCAUGGGACAGAAGAGGACGCACUCCCCGAGGAUGCACUCUGGAACGAGUGCUGAGAGCGCCAGAAGUGAAUCAACUACCAGGAGUGCGAGCGACAAUGGUCGGAGUAUAAGGACUGCCCUUGAACGCACUACAACGACGGCUGCUUCAAGUUCGCGUCGGCCUGCUGUGUAAAGAAUAUCUUUGUAUUUGUUUCUUCUUCUUGGACCCUCGUUUAUCUUCCAUUGGGUGUAGACAA